CUCGCCCGAGAAGGGUGGCUGUCGUCGAGUCCGUCUCCAGGAUCGAAACGACUUGUUGAUUUCGAUCGCGAAACGCAAUUGCUCUGUUGUUUUUUAGUGAAAUGAAAUAUUGCAACUGUGUUUGAGUGAGAAAAGUGUGUAAGAAAAUAAUUUCACUCGCGAAUGACUCUUUUUUUCGUUGCAUGUAUCUCGGUCAGAUCGAUUUGUUAACGUCAAUAAAGAAACACGGUUGUUCUUUUAUUCUGUCAGUGGUCGUCGAAAGAUAAUUAAAUAUUCCAACGUUUAUGAGUGAAAAAAGUGACCACCAAAAAUAAUUUCACUCACGAAGGAGUCCUUUUUCUCGUCCCUGCAGUGUUUCUCUCGGUUUAUCAGUGUACCUCGCGCGUGAAUAAAUACUGCAACCUUUCCAAGUUGAAAAAAAGUGGCAAAAGAUAUAAUUUCAUUCACGAAGAGGUCUUUUUCUAAAAUAAACUCCUCAGCGUUGCAACUGAACUUCAUUGAACGAUAAAAAAAGUGGACACAUUGUCAUCGACCAUCUAAACGAAAAUAUUCUUCUGUGAAUUGUUCCAUUGACAGAAUCUUUCUCAUUGAAAAAUAAAUGACAAAAGAACCAACGAAGAAGCGUGCGAAGAUGACGUGACGAUUCGAGUGACAAUACUAUGUGUACCGCUGUUGGGAAAAUGAUUUAUCUUACGAGCCAGGGUAGAGUUACAUUUAGUUAAUCGUUAAUCGUAACUGAAACCGGAAGCUGGGAAGUAGUGUGUCUUCGUUAGUGGUGUUGCUCGAUGCAAGCGUUACUCGAAUCGUAACUUUUACGGAUCCGAUAAUCCAAAUCCCCGGAAGUGACAAGUUGCGGAGUGCGUCGUCAAAAUGACAGUCGCUUACAACGAUGGCGACAGCUCAAGAUGCGUCCGCACCGAGUCUGAGAAGUCGCGGCAGAAAAUUCGGGAGGGCGUACGAAACCGAAUUUUCUCCAGAGCCAUAAUUCUUCCCGUAAUCGCGCGGCACCCCUCCAAAGAAAUUUUGAUAUUCAAAAGCUCGCCAAAGGACAUGUCACAAGCACCACUGAUCGUCAACGAAGCAUUUCAACAAACCGCGGAACCCACAACCUCCAACAUGGUGGUGCUCGAGGCCGGUCUACCUGGUGACACGUGGAGGUACUGCGUAGAAAGGAAACGUCUUGCGGAGAGGUCAGAGUGGUUCCGCGCAAUGCUCGUCGGACCUCUUGCUCCUGCACCGAGCGACCCUCCACCUCUGCUCCAGCUGCAGCACGUUGAAAAGCGUGCCUUUGAUUAUCUCUUCAGAUACCUUCUCGACGAGCCGAUACACUUCCAAUCCGUGUCGACGGCCAGAACCACCCUCGACGCUGCCCACCAAUACCUCUGCCCAGAAUUGGCUCGCCUUGCCGCCGAGUACCUCGAAAAGAACCUAAACGCCGGCACUGUGCUCGAGAUCUAUCAAGGCCUCAGUCUCUACGCGAAUCACCCAAGUUUCGGUCUCUCCAGAUCGCCUAACUCGCCCACGGCGCCUCCGCUACCUGGAGACGACGCUGGUGAAAUAGCUGCUGUCUGCACGCAACUACUCCACGCCUGCCUGGACAUCGUCGACUCGGAUCCUGAGGACGUCUUCAGCCAAGAGCACUUCGAGGAGCUGAGCGUCGCCGAAGUCGAGGCGUUGGCGUCUCGUGACACCUUGAGAUUGACCAACGAGUCCAUCUUGUUCCAUGCGUUGGACAGGUGCGCUGCAUCCGAGUGCAGAAGACACGGGGUCGAACCAUCGGCCAUCAACAAGAGGGCCGCGCUGUCAGACGACGUCUGGUAUAGUGUUCGGUACCCUCUGAUGACCGACAGAGAGUUCAUCGAGGGACCCAUGGCCAGCGGGAUCCUCUCCAGCGAGGAGUCGGCCAUCAUCGUUGCUAUGAUCCUGGGACACAAAAAUCGCGAUGGAGAGGAGCUGCGGACUACCGUCGCUGGCCCAUUGUCCAGAUUGUCGAGCACCCCGAGAAUUGGCGUCGCAACCUACGAGAACCAAAGCUACUCAAUGACUGGGAAGAAGGAGCGACAGGAUAACCGAAAGAACAGGAGGAAGGAGUGCGCGAAUCAAGGACAAAGAACUUGUGCGAGAAUCGGCAACUGUCUCGUGCGUGUACUUGCCUGUGUCUUCGAUUAAACGAUCACGAAGAGAACCUAGAAGAAAUAGAGAAAGUCCUGACUAACGUUCACGCGAAAACCGAUUUGUUUUCUACAAUUUUGUCGGAGUCAUUGAAGAGAUCAUUUUCUUUAUAGAAAGGAUAUUAAAAUAUUUAUAUGUUAACUUUCCUUUUGACGAACUGUCGACACGUAAGACAAUAGAGCUGCAAGAGGCUGAGACGUUUACUUACAUACGAAUUUUAUAAUGCCUAUUUUUUUUUUUUGUUUUUUGUUUUUUGAAAGACCAAGAGCUUUCGUAUACGACGUUCCUCCUUGCGCGAAGAUGUUUCUCAGAGAAGAACAGAUUCUUUUUAUUUUGUUUGAAGAGCUUUUUUUUUUAGAGUAUUUCCACGUUUACCAAGCCAUUUAUUUUUAUCGCUGUUAUCGAUCCUUUCAAUCACUAUGAAGUAAUCGACUGAAUUUCAAUCUAUUUCAAAGCCAAAGAAAUUCAACUACAAUGAAAACAGUUAUUUUUACACGAACUAUUUUGAUAAAAUUUUAGACAUAGAAAAGUUCGUGGUUUGUUAGAUUUUAUGAAAUUUUUAGACAAAUUUUACUGUGGAAAAUGUAUUAUUUGGUAGGCUGGUAAUUAUUCUUAAUUGUGGCUACCCCGAUGACUAUAAAAUCGAGGAGUAAUCACGAAUGUUGACAAUUAUCAAACUAGGCGAUACUGAAAACGCUUUUCAAGUAUUGUUUCCUCGAGGAACGUUUCGAGUAUUUAUAAUUCUAUACGUUAACCGAAGACUAAACAUUUCCCACCGGCUGAGACUCCAUUUUUGUAAUCUUCACCUGUAUUUAUAUCGACAAAAUGGCGUCCAACUCAGAUGGAAUUGUUAGUUCCUCGUCUCUACUAUAUAGCACGUAUUCUGUUAUACGUUACUGCGGUUUAUUCGCUAUCUUCGUUGUGUUCAUAGUUGCUGUUCAGAGUAUAUAGCGUUUAAAUUAUGAGUUAUAGCGUGGAACCAUGGCUGGUCCGUGUUGUUGUGCGACGUUUCAACAACGAAGACUUUUCGCUUGCAAAACUUUUCUAAUUUGAGACUUUGUUUGACUUUGUUUGAAGCACUAAUCCUUUGCGCUCGAUAUUUUCGCUAGAACGAGUUAACUCGAGUUUUUAGAAGAACUUCUUACAGAAGAUUUUCAUAGUCUACUCAUGGUUUACUCUAAUGUCAUACAUAACUGCGUAGGCAUGAUCUAUCGUUACCAUUAUAUGUUAGUCAUUAAUCUCGUGUUGCUAUUUGAUCGAUUAAAUUUUAUUCGUCGCGAUGUUGGUCUCAAUUUAUGUUUAAGAGCGAAUGUUACUCUAAUAAGUGCCGCUGAGUCUAUUGUGUGUUAAUGAUUAUGUAUAAGUUUGUCGAUGAUCGAUUAAAAAUUGAUCGACUAUUGAAACUAAAAGUAAACCAAUUAUUUGGCGCAUUGUUUUUAGAUUAAACGCGAAUUAAAGUAAAUUCGUUGAUCCAUAGCAUGCAUUUUGUGAUAAACAAUUGCACGAACAUUACUGAAAGACAAAGAUAAAGCUUGCAAAUGUAAUAACAAAUUAUAAUGCAAAUAAACUGAGGAAAAAUGAA
Molecule: messenger RNA, 3754 nt
Organism: Hylaeus volcanicus
Lineage: Eukaryota; Metazoa; Arthropoda; Insecta; Hymenoptera; Colletidae
Gene: axed
Product: BTB/POZ domain-containing protein 6-B-like
Exons: 6
Coding region: 871-2169 (432 amino acids)
Biological process (GO): neurogenesis
Cellular component (GO): cytosol
Molecular function (GO): protein binding
Source: RefSeq, a predicted model, not a curated record